Messenger RNA from Aricia agestis (brown argus), 729 nucleotides. RefSeq lists its product as uncharacterized. The record is from RefSeq and is a predicted model, not a curated record. The coding region runs from base 60 to 635 and encodes 191 amino acids. Lineage: Eukaryota; Metazoa; Arthropoda; Insecta; Lepidoptera; Lycaenidae. The transcript has a single exon.
UGAUAUUCAAAGAACGGAUUUUAGUUUUUAGUCUAAUAACAAGCAUUUCCACUUGAACCAUGCCGAAGCACGCUAUAGUAUUCGUGCUAUUUAUUUUAAACUCUGCAUUAGCAGAAGAGUUUCUCGACAAACCAACUACCGAGAUACUAGAAGGGGUCCCGGGGAACUUCCAAGAGUUACGAGGUGAUGAAGUGGAAAACACCGAAAAUGGCAGCGAAUUAAGUCCAACGAUCAAACUGCUACCCGAAAAUGAUAUAAUACCAGAAGAAUACAGCGCAUGGAAUCCAGAAACUGCGGCGCAGAAUUUCAUACCGUAUCCAUACGCGCGGCCAGUGCCUCUAAACUUUUUGCCCGUGCCCCCGAAUCGCCUACAAAGGACUCUGAGAAGUGACGAAGACGAUCUAUGGGAUGAGGUGGAGCAGGAUGCUGUCAUGCAUAACGUUUUGCCAAUUAUGCCGGCGCCGUACUUCAGAAGUUCCCAAAGUGUGCCACCGACUGUGGCUUUUUUUCCUACUGCGAUGGGUAACUGUGCUGUUCCUAUACUUGUGAGCUGCUCUGCGCAAAUAACUCGAGGAACCAUUGGCGGGAGCGGUCGAAGCGUCCCAGUAUCAUUUUUAGUCGAGAAAAAUAAAUAGAAUCACAGUGCAGUAUCAAAAAAAGUGUGUAUUUGUCAUCUUUAAUAAAAUUGUGAUUUAGUGUUUGUGCAUUGAAUAAAUUUCCUUUUAAUUA